Molecule: messenger RNA, 987 nt
Organism: Lodderomyces theae
Lineage: Eukaryota; Fungi; Ascomycota; Pichiomycetes; Serinales; Debaryomycetaceae
Gene: SPT3
Product: transcriptional regulator
Exons: 1
Coding region: 1-987 (328 amino acids)
Biological process (GO): transcription by RNA polymerase II
Cellular component (GO): SAGA complex
Molecular function (GO): protein heterodimerization activity; transcription coregulator activity
Source: RefSeq, a predicted model, not a curated record
AUGUCAAGUGACAGCAAAUACAAGUAUCGUGUAGAGAUACAACAGAUGAUGUUUGUAUCAGGGGAAUCCAACGACCCUCCAGUCGAAACAACAUCGUUGAUUGAGGAUAUUGUGCGAGGUCAAGUGAUUGAGAUAUUAGUGCAAACCACCAAGACUGCAAACAGUAGAGGGUCAAAGAGUAUAGCGCCAGAAGAUGUCAUCUUUCUCAUCCGCCAUGACAAGGCGAAAGUCAAUCGAUUGCGUACUUACUUGUCGUGGAAGGACGUUAGAAAGAAUGCCAAGGAUCAAGAAGGCGGAGGUACAGAAUCUUUAUUAGAGGGCGGUGCAGAUGGAGUAGCUGGCGGCCCAGCUGACGGCAAACUGCAACAGACAUCGAAUGACUCCAAGAUGCUAUCGAGGUACAAAAAAUCCAAAAUCAGACUCCCCUGGGAGUUGCAAUUUAUGUUUAGUGAACAACAUUUGGAGACAAACGAUGAUAACGAGCAAGUGGACGAGGAGGAGAAAGCAGCCACUAUUGCAUCAUUGAAAAGAUUGAAAAUGGCAGAUGACAGGACCAAGAACAUGACAAGAGAGGAGUACGUCCACUGGUCAGAAUGUAGACAAGCUUCCUUCACAUUUCGAAAAGCUAAGCGGUUCAGAGAAUGGGCCAACAUGGCACAAUUGUGCGACACAAGACCCAAUGACGAUGUAAUUGAUAUCUUGGGGUUUUUGACUUUUGAAAUUGUGUGCUCGUUGACAGAAGAGGCGAUGAAUAUAAAGAAUUCUGAAGAUAAGCUAAAUCAAAUACAAAAGGAGAAAAACAUGGAGCGGGAAAAACAACCGAAAAAGAGGAAAUACUUGUUUGAUAGACCCGACGAAUUGGCCAGUCCGAUAAUGCCAUAUCAUAUAGAGGAGGCGUGGAGAAGAUUGCAAAAGACCGACUUUAAACAUAAAGCUGGAAGGUCAUUUGGAGGCGGAGUGGUUAAAACGCGGACGAGACUUAUUUGA